CCAAAUAUCCUGGCCCAAAGAUGCGUCGCUCCUCAUUCACACCCGUCUUUAAUCUGAGCACCCAGGAGCCGUUAAUUGUGGUCGAGGAAUCACAUGCGGCCGAAGAUGGUGACGAUCUGGAAGGAGCUGCUGGUGGUUAUGAUCCUAGUGGCACUGGUGGCGGCGGCGGUGCCAGUAAGCGCACGAACAGUGAUGAUUCUGAGCCCGACUCACCGGUGAAUCCGUAUCUCUUGUGCCCGUUUCCCGAUAUGCAACAGCGACGCAAACAUUCGUUGCCAUCGCUGCAGAUCACCGAAGGGAUAACAGCCAGUCAGGUCCGGCGAUUGUCCGAAGUGGGUGGCGAGACUGGAGGACUAAGUCCCAAAGAGGUCGAGUUUUUGGCAACACUCUCGCAGAAGGCCAACCCAACCGCAGGCGGUCGUCGUCAUUCGGUGGUCACUAUAUCGGCUGUCCCACCCACGCUAUUUGGCCGUAAUCGUCGUGAAUCUAUUUCCGGUGUUUCGUUCAGUGGAAGUCGUCGGGGAAGUGUCAUUGCUGGUCCACCAUUAACCGAUCAUCGUGGCAGUGUACACAACUUGCAAUUGGACAUUAUGGAUGGGAUUGUGCAGCAGCGGAAGACGCGCAGUGGCAGCGGCGUAUGGACAGCUCCAGUGCUCCAGGAGGCAGAUAGCAAUGUGCCCGUACAGACAUAAGCGCUCAAUGGCGGCCAUGGCACUAAAUAUGGGACAUAAGAAGCAAGGGAAACGGAUAUGCACAAACACCACUAUACACACACACACACACACGCACGCACACGCACAUAGACAAAUACAAACACAAACACAGAGUAACCUGAAUGAACAUUGAACUGGACGUUUAUUAACGAUUUUUGAGUUUUCUUUUCCCAUUUUGCGUCUCUCU
Drosophila willistoni is the source of this 900-nucleotide messenger RNA. RefSeq lists its product as uncharacterized. The record is from RefSeq and is a predicted model, not a curated record. Bases 21 to 692 code for a protein of 223 amino acids. Lineage: Eukaryota; Metazoa; Arthropoda; Insecta; Diptera; Drosophilidae. The transcript is spliced from 2 exons.